Molecule: messenger RNA, 2361 nt
Organism: Drosophila rhopaloa
Lineage: Eukaryota; Metazoa; Arthropoda; Insecta; Diptera; Drosophilidae
Gene: cyr
Exons: 6
Coding region: 604-2157 (517 amino acids)
Source: RefSeq, a predicted model, not a curated record
UGCACACUCGGUGGCGCGCGCUUGUCUUCUUGAGACUUCUUCAUCGGGCGUUUCGCGAGCUUUUCUUCUGAUUUUCUUGUUUUUUUUUACGGUUUUUACUGUUUUGCACUUGAGAGCGUGUGAAGUGCGCGCAUGCGUAGUGGCUGAUAAUUAACCAAUUUGAAAAUUGCGGUUCUUCUGCUUUUUUCGCAAUACGAUUGACCGCAAAAUUGCGCAAGAAAUUUGAUUUUUUUUUGCUGUGUGCAAAUAUUUUUUAAAUAAGUGGAAACAAAAAAAAGAACAAGAAAUCACCAAUAGAUUUCGAAGAAAGUGAUGCAAUUUAUAGGACGAGGAUAAAGGACAAAGAAACGAUUUUCAAAACACAUUAUUUGCGACAAGAUUCUCGAACUUGGACUGGGAGUAGGCCAAUUAAGAGUUGGCCACACGGCAACAGGUGUCGGCGGUUCCAGCAGCAACAUCAACAUUAACAGCAACAGCGCAGCGGCAACAUCUAGUGACAGCAGCAACAUCGAAAGACAGCAGCAACAAGUGGCAUCAUUUGCGGUUUUGAUCGCCGGGGCGUGUUGCCUAGUCCGUCGGCGAAAACGGGAAAUCGGAAGAAACAUGUUCUCCUUCAGCGCCGCCGCAUCCUCAUCCCCAUCCUCCACUCGGACUUGGACUCGGACUCGGCAUGGCUUCAAUCUCGGCCAGCUGCUGCCGAUGGUCGCCGUUAUCGGAGUGUUGCAUCUGCCGCAAUUUGUGUGUCAUGCUGGCUGGGCAACCAGAACGGCAGAGAAUUCCAUUAACGAGAAUGCCACCAUGCAAAUCCAGACGCUGCAGGUGAACUGCAGCCGGGAGUUGCUCGAGAUGCACCUGGAGCUGAGUCGACCCUUCCGGGGGCUGCUCUACGCCAAGGACUUUCCGCUGGAGUGCCGGGCGCGGGGCCAGGACUCCACCCGGCUGCACCUGCGCAUCCCCACCUCGGGAUGCGGGGUGCGGGCGGAGCCGCUCGGGGAUGGCAGUCUGGAGUACUCGGUGCGGGUGAUGCUCCAGAAGGAGCAGAAGCUCCGCCAGAGCACCGACAUCCUCAGCGCCGUGCGGUGCCAGCUUCCGGCCAACGCGAUGGGAAUGCCACUGCCCGUCCUGCGACAGGACAACGGACGCGAGAGGAAUGCUCGGAUGCGGGCCUUGGCCGCGGCUGCGGUCCCAGCUCUGUCCGCACCACCUGCCCCACCGACGAGCACCACCCACAGCCAGCACCACCACAUGGAGACGCCGCGGGUGAGGAUCUGGCUGGAGUUGGGUGGCCCCAACGGAACCGGGUCCGUGGAGGUGGGCGUGGCCACCACCCUGACCGUGCGGGCCAUCGUUCCCGGGAACAUCGGAGUGCGGGUGGUGGACUGUGCGGCCCUCGACGGAUUGGGCGAGUCCACGCAGCAGCUGCUGGAUGCACGUGGCUGUCCCAUCGACGAGCAGGUAAUGCCCGCUCUGCACACCCAGCACCGGCCGGCGGAGGAGGGAUGGUCCAAGCAGCACGAGGAAGACCUGGUCGAGCGGACGUUCGCGGCCACGUUUCCCGCCUUCAAGUUCCCGGACCGCGAACGCCUCCACGUCAGCUGUGGCGUGCAGCUUUGCAAGGGGAAGUGUCCGACUCUAAACUGUCGCCAGAAGACGCCUCCGCCGGCGUUGAGUGCCGAGCAGCACUUGGCCCGCAUCGAGGUGUUCAAUUCGCUGGCCGUGACUGCUCCCCAAAUCGAGGUGGACCGCCUGCGGUACGACAGGCGCCACAACAUGAGCGGAGAGGAUUAUGCGCCGCAUGUGAGGAGUCAACCUGGUCCCGGCGAGGGAACCCUCUGUCUGUCCAUCUCCAAGCUGGCGAUCUCGUUCUGUGUGCUGGGCCUGAUCUUCCUGGUGGCCGUGGUGGUGGCCAUCUUCUCGCUGAUCCGGUCACGUCGUCGGGAGCGGCGACAUGGAGCCGGACUGAGUCUGGGACUGGGCCUGGGAAUCGCCGGGACGAGCACCUCGAACAGCAGCAGCCGGCUGCAUCGGGAUAGGGCCGAGAUCUGCACCUCGAUGUUCUCCUCCAGCAGCGAAUCGGCGCAGUCGCAGCCGCGUUUCGGGGCCAAGUUCCUGAUGCCCUACUAUCCAAAUACCCUGCCUUACGGUCGUGUCUACUAACUAACUAGUUAAUGGAGGGGCCUCCCAGAGACUGACGGAUUCGUCUAACGAGUGGUACCAAAUUAAGGUCUAACUUUAGCAAUAUUACCGUACUUAUGUAUCUUUCGGUUGGCCGAAAGGAUCUUGAAAGCGUUUUGCAAGCGGUUAAGGGCCAAAAUGUGUUUUGAUGUCCUUUCGUUUUAGUUGUAUUUAAUACCUACGUAU